CUCCCAGCGACGGGGACAAUGGAAUGUGUGGCAAUCAUCACCACCGACGGCUCCAAAACACCACUCAAAGAUUGUAGAAAGGUAUAAGCCACGAUGUUGCCCCUGAUUGUGUCCUCCACCUCUCUAGUGCUGAGGAAGCGGCUGUUGACGCCACCUUCGUGCCGGAUUGCUCAAGCUUGGAUUCAUUCUUCCUCGGUGGCUCAACACUCAGCAGGCGACCAACCACCCAUCCGAAGAAGAAAUCAUGAGCUCUCGCAAGAAUCCAAGGAUAAAGUCGAGAGGAUCUUCCAGAAAAUCUUGUGGUUGGAUACAAUCGAAGUCCACUUGAUUACAGAACUCAUCAAUCAAAAGAUGGGCUUGAUUUUGACUCCCAAAGAACGAGCAUCGCUUCAAAAAGAAGUGGACCGGCAGCUGGCCGAAGAAGCGGGGGAAACCUUCAAAGCGGCAGGAUCCAAUGUAGAAGAGGAAGCAGAGAAGGGACCAUCUACAGUUGACUUGAAACUGACUGGAUUUGAUGACAAGAGUAAAAUUAAGGUCAUCAAGGAAGUUCGAAGUAUUGCUGGAUUGGGCUUGAAGGAAGCCAAGGAAUUGGUGGAAUCAGCUCCCAAGAUUAUUCAAAAGGAAUUGAAGCCUGAACUGGCAGAGGAAUUGAAGGAAAAGCUAGAAGCUGUUGGUGCAAAGAUAGAGUUAGUAUAAACUGCCUAGCCCAGCUAGUAAUGUAGUAAGAAACUGAGAAAAUUUCAU
Molecule: messenger RNA, 744 nt
Organism: Seminavis robusta
Lineage: Eukaryota; Bacillariophyta; Bacillariophyceae; Naviculales; Naviculaceae
Source: the annotation of a GenBank genome assembly